AUGCAACUGCAACGGCUCUAUUCCGUAUUCCGCCAGGACAAGAUCAUCAGCCGGUUCUCUCGAGCAUCGGUCCCAUUCCAGAUACCCAGGACAGUUGCAAGAAAUACCAACUUCUUCUCCACAGCUGCUACCGGCGAGCUUCAAUCCACUGUCACGAUCCCGGAUCUAUUUGUCUCGUUCCUGGCCCAGAAGCCAGUGCCAAACCCCAGCUAUGCAAAAGUAAAAUGGUCGCAGGAGGUGUCCAUGAGAAAUGGUAGAGAGUGCUACUAUCCAAAGCGUGCACAAGCAGACUUUGCAUAUUUCGCAGCUCUGCUCGCCCCGAAAGCAGCUGAGCCCGAAUAUCAAACUAUCUGUGACUAUAUAUCUUGGAUCUUCUAUUUUGAUGACAUCCUCCACAAAGGGCGUCCAGCAAAGGUUCCUGGAAUAUAUCAGAAACUAUUGCGAUGCCGUCUUUCGGCAGGCACAACGAUCUCCUCUCCUACCAAAAAGAAUACGUAUUUUGGGAAGGAUAAGGACGAGGUUAGAAAGAGUAGGAGGGUGAAGUUGUUGGCUUAG
This is a messenger RNA of Histoplasma capsulatum G186AR, 555 nucleotides long. RefSeq lists its product as uncharacterized. The transcript has 7 exons. The record is from RefSeq and is a predicted model, not a curated record. The coding region runs from base 1 to 555 and encodes 184 amino acids. Lineage: Eukaryota; Fungi; Ascomycota; Eurotiomycetes; Onygenales; Ajellomycetaceae.